AAGUUUUCAGUCCAUCCUGCAUGAACAGACAGGUAGUAAGGUUGUUCUCUGGCUGUGUGAAAGCUCAAGUGAACUUUAGGUUAGGCUUUGCGAAUUGCUCACAGCUGGCCUGUGGCAUGUGGAGUACAGGCAGGUGGAAGAACUCAGCGACUGGAUAUACAGGUGAUCACUUGUACCUUAUCUUGGAUCUACCAUCGACAGCUUGUCUGGGUGCUUGUGAUUUAUAUAGACACUUCUAGUUUUAACUGACACGACAAAGAGGAACCUGUCGUGAAGUCCAAGUUUGACAAGCUUUGGUUUUCCUUGGGUGGAGGAGUCAUUCUGCGGUCGUCUGUCCAGUCACAGACGGCCUGAUUCCUCAGAGGUGAUGGUGGGUGGCAGGGCCGUCACUGUGCGCCCGCACAGGCGCCUGGAGUGAAAGUGUCACAGUGCAAACAUGGAAUUCCUCAAGAGCCUCGUUCCCACAGUCAUCUCCGGGGACGGUGGGCUGCUGGCGACUGAUGCGGGGGGAGUAUGUCCGCGGGAGACUGGCCCUCGCUUGCUGAGGAUGAAGAGGCUGAUUACACAGGCCAAUGAAGAGGAGCAAGAUGGAUCUGGUCUGACUAGCCGGCCGGCUGUCCGUCUUCAACGACAUCGUGCCAAAGGUGUUUACAUUGCAACCAAACCACACCUCGCUCUGCCCAAAUUGAUGAGUCUUGAGUGUUCAGCCUCAGUCCCUGUAAGCAACAGCAGUGCGAGUAGGCGAGGAACAUCCCCCUCAGCCCCGGCCAGCUGGGAGAAGCGUAGCAUCCACCCCGCCACCAUGUCCAGCAUCACCAUCGACCCCGAGCUCAAGCCCGGGGAGUUUGUCAUCAAGAGCCUCUUCGCAGAGUUUGCUGUGCUCGCCGAGAAGAAGAUCGAGGUGGUCAUGGCUGAACCACUGGAGAAGCUCCUUUCCCGCUCACUGCAAAGAGGAGAAGAUGCACAAUUUGAUCAGUUAAUAAGCUCUAUGAGCUCCAUAGCAGAACACUGUUUGCCUUCGCUGUUGCGGACGUUGUUUGACUGGUACAGAAGACAGAGCGGGACAGAAGACGAGUCGUACGAGUACAGACCUCGCUCCAGCACCAAGUCCAAAGGAGAUGAACAGCACCGGGAUAAAGACUACCUACUGGAGCGAAGAGACUUAGCCAUAGACUUCAUUUUUUGUCUAGUUUCAGUGGAAGUUUUGAAACAGAUUCCCCUUCAUCCCGUGCCAGACGCCUUAGUACAAGAAGUCCUUAACCUGGCAUUCAAGCACUUUAAACACAAAGAGGGGUACUCCGGCCCCAACACUGGUAAUGUGCACAUCAUCGCUGACCUCUUCGCUGAGGUCAUCGGAGUCCUCGCCCAAUCCAAGUUUCAGGCAGUGCGUAAGAAGUUCAUCACAGAGCUGAAGGAACUGAGGCUGAAGGAGCAAAGUCCUCAUGUGGUGCAGAGCAUCAUCAGCCUUAUCAUGGGCAUGAAGUUCUUCAGAGUCAAGAUGUACCCCGUUGAGGACUUUGAGGCUUCUUUCCAGUUCAUGCAGGAAUGCGCUCAGUAUUUCUUGGAGGUGAAGGACAAAGAUAUCAAACAUGCACUGGCUGGCCUGUUUGUUGAGAUCCUCAUCCCUGUAGCUGCUGCGGUGAAGAAUGAAGUGAAUGUGCCCUGCCUGAAGAACUUUGUGGAGAUGCUCUACCAGACGACCUUUGACCUCAGCUCAAGAAAGAAGCACUCGUUGGCCUUGUAUCCCUUGGUCACAUGCCUGCUGUGUGUUAGUCAAAAGCAGUUCUUCCUCAAUAACUGGCACAUCUUCCUUCAGAACUGCCUUUCCCACCUAAAGAUGCCGUCAAACAACAGCAUCCGUAAGCAGAUUGAGACCCUGCAGAACAAAGAUCCCAAAAUGUCUCGUGUGGCACUGGAGUCUCUCUACCGGCUGCUCUGGGUUUACAUCAUCAGGAUCAAGUGUGAGAGCAACACAACCACACAGAGUCGUCUCCUCAGUAUUGUAACAGCACUUUUCCCAAAGGGCUCUCGCAGCGUGGUGCCCAGGGACACACCCCUCAACAUCUUUGUUAAGAUUAUUCAGUUUAUCGCUCAGGAACGGCUGGACUUUGCCAUGAAAGAGAUCAUCUAUGACCUGCUGUGUGUGGGCAAGUCUCAAAAGACUUUCACCAUUAAUCCAGAGAGGAUGAAUAUUGGUCUUCGGGCCUUCCUGGUCAUAGCCGACAGCUUACAACAGAAGGACGGCGAGCCGCCCAUGCCCACUACAGGCGUCAUCUUACCUUCAGGCAACACCCUGCGGGUCAAAAAGAUCUUCCUCAACACCACACUCACUGACGAGGAAGCCAAGGUCAUCGGUAUGUCUCUGUAUUACCCUCAGGUUAGGAAAGCCCUGGACAACAUCCUCAGGCACCUGGAUAAAGAGGUGGGACGAUCCAUGAGCAUGACUAACGUUCAGAUGUCCAACAAAGAGCCAGAGGACAUGAUCACUGGGGAGCGUAAACCGAAGAUUGAUCUGUUCCGGACAUGUGUAGCUGCCAUUCCUAGACUUAUCCCAGACGGCAUGAGCAGACAGGAUCUCAUCGAGCUACUGGCCAAACUGACCAUCCAUAUGGAUGAGGAGCUGCGUGGUCUGGCGUUCACCACUCUGCAGGCUCUGAUGGUGGACUUCCCAGACUGGAGAGAGGACGUGUUGUCUGGUUUUGUGUAUUUCAUUGUGAGGGAGGUGACUGACAUUCACCCCACGCUCCUGGACAACUCUGUCAAGAUGCUGCUGCAGCUCAUCAUACAGUGGAGACAGGCGGUACAGAGCAGCAACCGCAGCCAUGAUUCACAGAGCCCCUCUCUCCCUCUGGAGCGAUCUCCUCUCUGGACGGUUCUGCAUGUGGUGGAGGGUCUGGCUCUGGUCGUGCUGUGCAGCUGUCGACCAGCAACACGCAGACUUGCUGUCAAUAUCCUCAAAGAAGUCCGAUCACUGCACACGGCCCUUGGCAUUGCUAAGGGAGACGAGGAGUUGGCUAUAGACGUGAUGGACAGAUUGAGUGCUUCAGUCCUCGAGAGCUUUAUUCACCUUACUGGGGCUGAUCAGACAAAUCUGCUGUACUGUCCCAGUGGAAUAGAUCUUCAGACUCUAGCAGAGUGGAGCUCGUCUCCUAUCAGCCACCAGUUUGAUGUGGUAAGCCCCUCCCACAUAUGGGUGUUUGCCCAUGUGACACAAGGUCAGGACCCCUGGGUCAUCAGCCUGUCUAGUUACCUGCGGCAAGAACACCUGCCCAAGCACUGCCCCACUGCGCUGAGCUACGCUUGGGUGUUCGCCUCCACACGCCUUCAGCUGCUCUCGCCACAAGUCGACAUCAACAGCCCGAUCAAUGCUAAGAAGGUGAACAGCAUGAGCAGUAGCAGUGACUCAUAUGUGGGCCUUUGGAGGAACUACCUAAUCCUCUGCUGCAGUUCUGCCACCUCUUCCACAUCUUCAUCCUCCUCAUCCUCUUCCUCAUCAGCCCCUGGCUCUGUACGCUGCUCUCCGCCUGAAACGCUGGCUUCCACCCCAGACAGCGGAUACAGCUACGACUCAAAGAUCAUUAGCAUUCCGUCCCCUUCCUCCUUGUUCAAGCAUGUGGGUCCCAUGAUGCGCUCUGAGAGCAUGGACAUCACUGAGUCUCUCGUCCUGGGGCUUGGCAGGACCAACCCUGUUGCCUUCAGAGAGCUGUUGGAGGAGUUAAACCCCAUCAUUAAAGAAGCACUUGAGAGAAGGCCAGAGAACAUGAAGCGACGCCGGCGUCGUGACAUUCUCAGAGUCCAGCUGGCCCGGAUUUUUGAGCUACUGGCCGAUUCAGGAGUCAUCAGUCAGACUGCAAGUGGUGGUCUGGACGGGGAGUCUCACUCUUUAAACAGCACUCUUCUGGAAUACGUGGAUCUCACCCGACAGCUUCUGGAGGCUGAGAACGACAAAGAUUCAGACACACUGAGAGACAUCCGCUCUCACUUCAGUGCCCUAGUGGCCAACAUCAUACAGAAUGUACCAGUGCAUCAGAGGAGGAGUAUAUUCCCUCAGCAGUCACUGAGACAUAGUUUGUUCAUGCUCUUCAGUCAUUGGGCUGGACCCUUCAGCAUCAUGUUCACACCUCUGGACCGAUACAGCGACCGCAACAUGCAGAUCAACAGACACCAGUACUGUGCACUAAAGGCCAUGUCUGCGGUGCUGUGUUGUGGUCCGGUGGCUGAUAACGUUGGCCUGUCCUCUGAUGGGUAUCUGUAUAAGUGGCUGGACAAUAUUCUAGACUCUCAAGACCGCAAGGUGCAUCAGCUGGGUUGUGAGGCCGUGAUGUUGUUAUUAGAGCUGAACCCAGACCAGAGCAAUCUGAUGUUUUGGGCGGUGGAUCGCUGCUACACUGGCUCACGCAGAGUUGCUUCAGGCUGCUUCAGAGCCAUCGCCAAUAUCUUUCAUAACAGGGAUUACCAGUUUGACACUGUGGUUCUGCUGAAUCUCAUCCUGUUUAAAGCUGCUGACUCUUCCAGAGACAUCUAUGAGGUCGCCAUGCAGCUACUGCAGAUCCUGGAGCCCAAACUGUUCCGUUACGCCCAUAAACUGGAGAUCCAGCGUACCGAUGGGGUCUUGUCUCCAGCCUCCCCUCUCCCUCACUUGUACUCGGUGUCCUACUACCAGCUCAGUGAAGAACUGGCUCGAACCUACCCUGAACUCACCCUUCCCAUCUUCUCAGAGGUGAGUCAGAGAAUCCAGACAGCGCACCCUGGUGGCCGGCAGGUGAUGCUGCAUUACCUCCUACCCUGGAUGAACAACAUAGAGCUGGUGGACUUCAAGCCUUCAGCCAGACGUCAAGAGGAGCCUUCGUCAACAGAGGAAGAGGAGGACAGCCAUGAGAGAGAGAUAAUGAUGGUGAACAGCCGUCGCUGGCUGAGAGGAGAGGGCUGGGGUUCCCCACAUGCCACUACUAUGAUCCUCAACAACCUCAUGUUCAUGACUGCAAAGUAUGGGGAUGAAUUUGCAUGGUCAGAGAUUGAGAAUGUCUGGACCACUUUAGCUGACAGCUGGCCUAAAAAUCUAAAGAUCAUCCUGCACUUCCUCAUCAGCAUGUCGGGAGUCAACAGUGAACCAAGUCUCCUGCCUUAUGUGAAGCGUGUAGUGGUGUAUCUAGGCAGGGAUAAGACAAUGCAGCUCCUGGAGGAGUUAAUGUAUGAGCUGGACCUUACUGACCCUGUGUCUUCAGCUGUCACUCAUAUGGAUAACCCACCUUACUACCGCAUUACUUCUUCUUACAAGAUCCCUUCCGUUACAUCAGGAACAGCAUCCAGUAGUAACACCAUGGUACCUGGACCUGAUGGACACCAUGAGAGCAAAACCAAAGAUUCCAAUAUGGAGGACAGUUACACUCAUCUGGACAUCUACACUGGUCUGAACAGUAAUCUGAACAGACAGCACCAUCGACUGGAGUCCCGUUACAGCAGCAGCUCAGGAGGAUCCUAUGAGGAGGAGAAGAGUGACUCUAUGCCUGUCUAUGCUAACUGGCGUCUAAAGGUGAUGGACCAUAACCGGCCAGAGCCCCUCCCAUUUCCUCCCACCGGCGGCUGCUGGUCACCACUAGUCGAUUACCUGCCUGAGACCACCACACCUGGAGUCGCCCUCCACAGGUGUAACAUUGCUGUGAUCUUGCUGACCGACCUCAUUGUAGACCACGGGGUCAAAGUGGAAUGGAACUCAUACCUUCACCUGCUGCUGCAUGCCAUCUUUAUAGGCUUCGACCAUCAGCAUCCAGAGGUCUAUGAGCACUGCAAGCGUUUGCUGCUCCACCUGCUGGUCGUCCAGGGCACCAACAGCAGUGUGCAGUCACUAGCAUCUGUACUUCUUCGCAACCGUGAACUGAAUGAGCCCCGAGUUCUGACAGUCAAACCCACUCUUCAGGAGUUCAACCUCACAGGAGUUACAGAGCUGAUGCCAGACUUCCAGCCGUCUCCAGUGACAGACUCUGGCCUGAGCUCCAGCUCCACAUCCUCUAGUAUCAGUCUGGGCAGCUCAGUGCUGCCUCACCUCCCUCCCACUCUCCUUAAUGAAGUGGACCUGUCUGCAGAGCAGGACGAGAAGGUCAAAAACCUCAUCGAGUUCAUUAGCUCAAGGAAACGUGGCCCACUGUGGAACCAUGAAGACGUCUCUCCCAAAAACCCCAACAUCAAGAGUGCUGAUCAGCUUAGUGUAUUCCUCCGCCAUGUUGUCAACGUCUUCAAACAGACACCGUCCGGUUACCAGUUGGAGCAGGAACUGAGUGAAGUUGCUCUGCAGACAGCUCUGUCCUGCUCAUCGCGGCAUUACGCUGGUCGCUCUUUUCAGAUCUUCAGAGCACUGAAACAGCCGCUCACAGCCUCCACACUGUCAGACGUGCUUUCUCGUCUGGUAGAGACUGUGGGAGAUCCAGGGGAAGAGGCUCAGGGUUUUGUUAUCGAGUUACUGUUGACACUAGAAGCUGGUAUAGACACUCUUGCUGAAACAAUGAAGGGCUACGACCUUCUCACUGCACUCUCACAGGCCUCCCAUGAUCCUCUGCAGGGCACCAAAUUUGCCAAUAACAGGAAAAGUACUGGUCAGCUGAACCUGGGCAGUGGAAGUUUCUUGCAUGUCCAUUACAGCCACGCUCGAAGCAACUCGCUCCGGGCCAGUCUGAUGGGUGAACGCCUGGGAGACCGUCACCGCAGCAAUACCCUCGAUGUAGCCGACCGACUGGGUGGCAGCCACGGAAAUCUAGCCCGCACGCGGAGCUUAUCAUCAUUACGAGAGGAUGGUGUUCGUGGCGAUGUAGGAGGAGGAGGUGGGGGAGGACCUGGAGGAGGAUCUGGUGAGGUGGUGCCACCAACCGACCCCACCCACCUGAUGGCGACGGUCUUCUGGAUCGCAACGUCGCUGCUGGAGUCCGAUUAUGAGUUUGAGUACUUGCUGGCACUCAGGCUGCUGAACCGACUGCUGGCCCAGAUGCCCCUGGAGAAGCCGGACAGCAGAGAGAAGCUGGAGAGAGUGCAGGCCAAACUGAAGUGGUACAACUUCCCCGGCCUGCUGACGCUCUUCCUGAAGGGUUUCACUUCAGCUGCAACCCAGGAGCUCACGAUUCACCUCCUCAGUAAACUCAUCACUGUGUCCCGACACACACUCAUAGACCCCUCACAGCAAGCAGGUUUUCCUCUGAAUAUCCUGUGCCUGCUUCCACACCUGGUCCAGCACUUUGACAACCCCACAGGGUUCUGUAAGGAGACUGCUGAUCGGAUCGCCAAAGUGUGUGCUGAAGAAAAGUCCGCCACACUGGCCAACCUGGCACACAUGAUGAGCUUGUACUCAACGCACAGUUACUCGAGAGACAGCACCAACUGGAUCAACGUGGUGUGCCGCUACUUGCACGACUCCUUCUCUGAAAUAACCUUUAACCUGGUCACAUACCUAGCUGAGCUAUUGGAGAAGGGCCUGAACAGCAUGCAGCAGUCUUUGCUACAGAUCAUCUACAGUCUACUGAGUCACAUUGAUCUGUCUGCUGCUCCUGUCAAGCAGUUCAAUUUGGAAAUCAUGAAGAUCAUUGGCAAAUAUGUACAGAGCCCGUACUGGAAGGAGGCCCAGAACAUUCUGAAGUUAGUGGUGUCCCGCUCUGCGAGUCUGGUGGUUCCUGAUGAGGUGCAGCGCUCCUACAGCACAGAGUCUACCGGCUCCCCGGAGAUCGCUUUCACUCGCAUAUUCAACAACUCCUCUAAAGAACUGCCAGGAAAAACGCUGGACUUCCACUUUGACAUCUCAGAGACGCCUAUUAUAGGUCACAAGUAUGGAGACCAACGAAGUGCAGCGGGGCGUAAUGGAAAACCGCAGGUAAUUGCCGUGACAAGAAGCACCUCCUCUACUUCCUCUGGCUCCAAUUCAAAUGGGCUGGUGCCAGUCAGCUGGAAGAGGCCACAGCUCUCACAGAGAAGAACACGGGAGAAACUGAUGAACGUCCUGUCUCUGUGCGGUCCAGAGUCUGGCAUGCCUAAAAACCCCUCUGUGGUGUUCUCUUCAAAUGAGGAUUUAGAUGCAGGUGACCAACAGACCAGUCUGAUCCCCACUGUAGAGGAAGUGACACGGGAGGAGGAAGCGCAAGCAGAAGAUGCAGGAAGUGAACAGCAGUUUGGUGUCUUCAAGGACUUCGACUUCCUGGAUGUUGAGCUGGAGGAUGGAGAGGGGGAGAGCAUGGACAACUUCAACUGGGGUGUGAGGCGUCGCUCUCUGGACAGCAUUGAAAAAGGUGACACCCCAUCCCUGCAGGACUGCCAGUAUUCCGGCAGCACACCCAGUCUCAUCCAGCCGGAGGACACCGAUGAGUCAUCUGAGGAGGAGGUACUGAGCGCUAGCCAGAUUCUCACCCGCUCCAACCUCCUUAAUAGUGAUUCAGCGACCGAUGACGCCAUAUCCAAUCAUAUGGACUCCCUUCAGCAGUCGCAAGAGUCCUCUAGUAGUGUCCUGACAGAAGAUACCACGCCCACCCCUCCGCUGCCCCGCCCAGACAGCCCCACCCAUGAGACCGCCCACUCUGACAGCAAUAGCAGCCAGCUGCCUGAGGAUGCCAGUGUAACUGCAGCAGAUGAAUUGAGCAGCAGUGUCAGUGAGGAUACGGGGUUUGGCAGUGCUCCUCCUUUACCCUCUGACCCCCCCGAACUCUGUGACUUACCUGACUCCCAGGACCCCACUGACGACCUGGACCCAGCGCCCCCUCCGCCACCAGCUGUGGACAGCCCACCUGGAUCCCUCUUUGAUGAUGAGGCGUUGCUGCCACCCCCUGUCAUAGACUCCACCUCGGACUCCAUGUGUGAGGAGGAGACCGUUCUGCCCCGUGCUCUGGACUCGGCGCCCGAUUCAGUAUGUGAGGAGGACGUGACACUGGCUCUGAAAGAGCUAGAUGAUAGGUGCGAGGAAGAAGAGGCAGAUUUUUUCGGCAUAUCCAGUCAGGAUGAGGGCGAUGCAGACGGCUUUCCUGAACUCCAGGCCUCUCCACCUCCGUCGCCCUUUCUUUCGGCUAUUUUGGCAGCAUUCCAACCCGUAGCCUAUGAUGAUGAGGAGGACGCCUGGCGGUGCCAUGUCAACCAGAUGUUGUCGGACUCGGAUGGGUCUUGUGCGGUUUACACCUUCCAUGUGUUCUCACGCCUCUUCCAGCACAUUCAGAGGAAAUUUGACUCGAUUACCCAUGCCUCUGUAAGAUUCCUUGGCGAAGGGCUCCAGCGAAUGGGAAACCAGUUCCUGAGCUCUCUAGAGGUCAUGACCUCCUGCUCCCAGUGCCCUACAGUCCUACUUGAUGCUGAAACUCUGGUUUCCUGUGGACUCUUGGAGACUCUGAAGUUCAGUGUGUUGGAGUUACAAGAACAUCUGGACACUUACAACAGCAAGAGAGAAGCAGCUGAACAGUGGUUGGAUAAUUGCAGAAAGACCUUCGGUGAUAAAGACAGUAACCAGCGACCCAACACUCAAGCUCAGCAAAUGGAAAUGCUAGCAGAGCUGGAGUUGUGUCGAAGGCUGUAUAAGCUACAUUUCCAGCUCCUGCUGCUCUUUCAGGCCUACUGCAAACUCGUCAGCAGAGUGGACACCAUCAAGAGAGAGGCAGAGGUGACUAACAUGUCAGAGGAGCUGGCUAUAUUAGAGAGCUGUCUGAAGGAGGCGGAGUCAGUGGGUGAUGGACAGCAGGGAGUGGGCGAGUUUGAAGUAGACCAGUCAAGCACCGAGACAGCCAUCCACUCACUCAUCGAGAGCCUUAGAGCACGGGACUUCAGCACAGCCAUCGCUCAAGUUAAAGCCUUCAGGUGCCUGUGGCCUAAUGAUAUAUUUGGCAAUGAGAGGGAUGAUGCAGUGCAGACGCUGCUGCACAUUUACUUCAGACACCAGACUCUGGGUCAGACGGGUUGUUUGGCCGUGGUGGGCCCCAGCAGGGAUCUUUCUCAGGCCAGUGCGCGCCUCAUGGAGCUCAACCUUCAGAUCCGCGAAGCUCUCUGCCAGGCUGCCACACACCCGCACACCCACCAGACGCACAUCCUGUCCCCGACCCCUACGGCCCACAUCCAGACGCAAAUCGACACGCAAAACACAGUCCUCAGCACUGAACUGUGAGAGCUUCACGAACUCGACUCUCUUCCUCUGGGGCGGUGGGUUUGGAGAUUUUUCACGUAGACUUCACCUCAAAGGGCUAAAGAAUGUGUGGAUAUUAGUUACUCAAAACUAUUAUGCACGUACCAUGUUUUUCCUUCCCCCUUUCCCCAGUAGUUUAACUUCUCCAGGUGUCAGAAAAAAAGUACGAAGAACAAGACUGGUCAAGAACCAUCAGGAGGGACACUGGGCGAUAAUGAUGCUAAAUUUGAAGCUUUUUGGCGGAAUGACCUAUGACCUCUAGGCGGUGUCCUUUUAGAGUGAUCCGCAUCUGUCUGCCUCACUGUGCACUGGGGCAGAGAUGGGAUUUGGAGCAUUAUUGUGAGAAUCUAGAGUAUCGCGGUGGAUCAGCGAGACUGUCGCAUCGUGGAUCGCAAAAAGCAUGCUUGAAAGAGAAGCCUGCAACAAAUAUUUUUUUGAGAAAUGUAUUUUUUAACAGUCUUAGGUUGUAAAUGUUAGGAUAUUUAACAUGUAAUUGUAAGCUGGAGGGCUGUACCCUCCAUAUAAAGAUAGGUUUAUCUGUUAAACUUUAUUGCCCUGCAUCAGAGAGAACUUUCAGCUUUCACUGGGCCGCUCUUACAAAACCCUUAAUCUAUAACCAAAUAAGUAGCUGCCUGUAGGAAACCAUAGACUCGUGUGUGUGUGCGUGCGUGAGGACGAGUGCGAGCGCUUGAGUGCUAGUGCGUUUGACACGGACUGAUAUUUGCACACCCGUUCUCUCUCAUACAUGCACGUUAACAAACCGAGAUGCACAGGUGAAGUGCGAACUGGCUGCAACUCAUGGAAAUAUCAAUAACUUAUUUUACUCUGUAUAUAUUUUAGAAAAUGUAUAGUGUAAAAGCAGUAUUUUUCCUUGUACAUUUGUGUGAUGCACUGUUCAAUCAGAGAGAGCUCAGUAGAGGGUAACAACUAAUGCAAAAAAAUAAAAAUAGCGAGUUGAAUAGCUGUUGGGAUGUAUGUAAUUCACAGGCUGCCCUCACCUUUAUGAUAAUACGCCACCUUAAUCUUCAAUAUUUCCUGACGAACCAGCUCAGCUUCUCGGCUGAGUUUUGCCAUAUGCAUUCCUUGAUACCCACUGUGAUCUCCAUGUUGGCUCAAAGUCCCCCACUGAGGCCCCGCUGUCGCCCCUGCUGAGGGGAAACUGGGGCUAGUGUUUGUCCAUGUUGGCUCUGUCUUAACCCUAGACUCAGGGCUGCACUGAGGGUUUGUGGGCUCUGCAACUUAAGGCACUGCGCUUCACUUGCCGAACUCCAAAAGACAAAGCAGUGUCCUGAAAACAUUAACCGCAAACAUGGGGGGGGGGGGGGGGGGUGUAUGUUAAAUCUGUCGUGGCACAUUGAGAAAUAAAAUGUUCACUGUAUUCAUUGCUCUGGGAGAUCUCGUCUGUUGCUUGUUUGGUACAUUUUGAAUGCUGAUCUUAAUUAUUUAAUGGAUAUAUUAUUUACCUGGAAAAAUAUAGUUUUUAUCUAGAGGUGUAUUAUCUCAUUUUUCUCCCCUUUUCUUUAUCCCCCUUUCACAUUUUUCUCUGGUUUGUCUUUGUCAUCUGAUUUAUCUGCUUUUCCCUGUACUGUUAAAUAAAAACCUGAUUAUAAGCAA
Carassius gibelio (silver crucian carp) is the source of this 11746-nucleotide messenger RNA. RefSeq names its product furry homolog, like (gene fryl). Gene Ontology annotation, cellular component: cell cortex; site of polarized growth. Gene Ontology annotation, biological process: neuron projection development; cell morphogenesis. Lineage: Eukaryota; Metazoa; Chordata; Actinopteri; Cypriniformes; Cyprinidae. The record is from RefSeq and is a predicted model, not a curated record. The transcript has 63 exons. Bases 437 to 10114 code for a protein of 3225 amino acids.